AGCAAAAAUACACAACAGACUCUCCAACAUGAAGAAGUCCGUUAUUUUCAGCUUCCUCUUGUUUUCAACUACCCUCUCUUUGGUUCCCUUUGUAACCUUUUCAUCAGCUUUCACUUCCGAAAAUCCCAUUAUUCUGCCCACUACUACUGAUGACAAUGGUCGACGCCCUGUCCCUACACUUCCUGAAGUACUGGACAUAAACGGCGAACCCCUCCACGUCAGCCAAGAGUACCACAUUCUCCCCCUUACCUGGGGAGCUGGGUGCGGGGUCAUAGACUCAGCCAAAAUCGGAAACACCAAAUGCCCAAACGCCGUUGUCCUGCAAGGUGGGGACGCUAAACUAGGCCUGCCCGUUAAAUUCUUUAUUAGUAAUGGUGAGAGGACUGCAAAGGAUGUUGUGCGUGAAACUAAUCAGAUUAAUAUUAUGUUCUCGAUUCCAAGCACACCAACCUGUGAUAACGGAACCUUUUGGAUGGUUGGUGACCCUGACAUUACUGCACGGGGGCUUAGGUUUGUGUUAACUAGCCGUGUGGUACUAGCUCCAGACGGCGAUUUCACGAUUGAAAAAUUAACUAAGAAAUCACCGUUUUACAAGAUAAAGCAUUGCCCUAGCCGAUCUAUUUGCCCAACCUGCCCUUGUUCAGAUGUGGGCUUGACAUCCCAUGGAGGACACAGGCGUCUGGCUCUUACUAAACAGCCUUUAAUUGUUGUCUUCAAUAAAGUCCAGAAGAGUACUACUGAUGCGUAAUUAAUUAUGCUUUUAACCUGGCUUUCUAAAUUAUGUGGAAUUCGAUAUUUCGCUCUAUGUAUUAGUACUUCUUAUGAAGCAUAUAUAUGAAUAAAGAAUCGAGGUCCUACAUUUAUUAA
Lycium ferocissimum is the source of this 867-nucleotide messenger RNA. Its product is annotated as cysteine protease inhibitor 8-like. The transcript has a single exon. Gene Ontology annotation, molecular function: endopeptidase inhibitor activity. Lineage: Eukaryota; Viridiplantae; Streptophyta; Magnoliopsida; Solanales; Solanaceae. Bases 29 to 748 code for a protein of 239 amino acids. The record is from RefSeq and is a predicted model, not a curated record.